AUGGCUUCUGGUACGGAAAUCCAGCCUUCAUGGCUUACCUUCCUCAUUAAACAAGCCUCGAUACCAUCUGGCAAGGAGUUCGUUCCAAAAGUUUUAAACAUCUUCAUAGACUUUCUCCUCUCCGAGAACGAUGAUGCUGCUGCGAAAGCCGCCAAAAAAAUUGACGAUUCUACGCGGGACUCUCUAUUUUUUGUGUUCCAAACAAUAUACGACUUAGCGGCACUUAUACCAUACGAGGAUCGUAAACAAGACAUGUUGUUACAGCUUAUAGUUGAGCUUCUGAAACUCCCAAGGAAAACUUUCAAGGGUGCCGACGGCAAAGUGAGCAAAGACUUAAUUGUCGAGGAGAGCCCUACUUAUCAUGAUCUUAAUAUAGAAGUCAAGCACGAUAUGUGGAAUGCGAGAAACGUGGAUGAGCUUGAUUUGGAUGUGAAAACCCAAGAUGAGUAUACUCAAUCGUGUAUUGAGUGGGUCAAUCUCUCCGCAUUCUAUGCUCGCUGCAUUGCUGCGAAUAUUGAUGAUCACGAUAAGAACGCGUGCAAAUUCCCCGAUAUUGAGAUUCGUGAAGCUUUGGAGCCGGAUUACGAUCCUACACCGGGAAUUGAUACAGAUUUUAGGGUUGCGAUAGCAACUCGAUAUAUCAUCGUCGCUGGAGAGAAGAUUAGGGAGGAAAACUUUAAAUGGUGGGAUGAACAUGUUCCGAUUUGGGAAAGGAAGUUGGAGGAAUUUGAACGUAGUUAUGAGAAUGGCUUCCCCGAAUUCACCCCUCGUUUUGAGACACCACCUGGCGAGAAAGAACUCAUCGGCACAGGAGAUUUGGGAAUGGAUAUCCUAGCAUCUGUGAAAGCUGCGAGGAAGAAGUUGAAGGAUAUGCGAGGAGUCCUUGAGCAGGAAAGCAAUGAAGACCUGACUGAGAAGAAGGAUGAAUAA
Molecule: messenger RNA, 930 nt
Organism: Botrytis fragariae
Lineage: Eukaryota; Fungi; Ascomycota; Leotiomycetes; Helotiales; Sclerotiniaceae
Exons: 3
Coding region: 1-930 (309 amino acids)
Source: RefSeq, a predicted model, not a curated record